UCCAAGUCUAAGGAGGUGUUUGUGGGGCAAGUUCUGGUUGUGAAAGAUUCUGGUCAUCAAGUUAAUCUGUUGUCAUCAGCUGCUGGAGCAGACUUCAGAAAGGGUAUAAAAGCCUUCCAUUCAGGAGGUUCUCUAAUCCAGGUGGCUGCUUCUUCCCUUUUUCUAACAGCAAGAGACGCUAGAUUUAGCAAAGAUGUCUUCCCACCAGCAGAAACAGCAGCAGCACAUACCUCCGCAAUGCCAGGAAAAAAGUCUUCCGAAGUGUGUGGAGCAAUGCCAGCCCCCAAAAGGACAAGCCAAAUGUCCCGUGAAAAGUAUCCCGCAGCAGCAGCAGGAGCAAUGCCCAAAGCAGAAGUAGUGCUAACAUCAACAGCCACAAAAGUGCCCGGGAAGAUGCAAUCGCUUCCUUGCAAGCUCUCCUUCUCUGUGCUAACUCUGCCAGACUAGCUAGAAAUUUGCAGGGCACUGGCUUUAUUUGCAAGCAGAAAUUACUUUACAAAGAGAUGCAAUUCAUUAGCUAAGAUUUAUUCGUCUUCAACUAUAGA
This is a messenger RNA of Struthio camelus australis, 545 nucleotides long. NCBI's taxonomy places the organism in Eukaryota, Metazoa, Chordata, Aves, Struthioniformes, Struthionidae. The record is from RefSeq and is a predicted model, not a curated record.